This is a messenger RNA of Oryza brachyantha (malo sina), 840 nucleotides long. Its product is annotated as early nodulin-93-like. The record is from RefSeq and is a predicted model, not a curated record. NCBI's taxonomy places the organism in Eukaryota, Viridiplantae, Streptophyta, Magnoliopsida, Poales, Poaceae. The transcript is spliced from 4 exons. Bases 357 to 647 code for a protein of 96 amino acids.
AGGCGAAUCGAGAAAGCCAAGGACGCCUCCGGAUGCGGCCAAGAUCAGCGAGGCAGAGACGCAUGAACGCAUGCAGUUCUUGUUGCGCCGGGCGCCUGAGCGAGGACGUGGUUUGAUCCGUCUGCCCCCCUCCGCGGCCGCCAUGGCGAAUCCUGGGGGUCGCUGUUCUUGCUUGCCUGACGAAAUGUGUAGCUCUCUCGAUCUCUUCCCGGUUGCAGCAGCCUAUAAAUUGGUCGAUUUGAUGGUUGUUUCUCAAUCGAUUCGAUUAAUCUCUUCUCUGAUCGAUCCAUUGGCAGAUCUGUUUGUUCAGUAGCUUAGAUUAGCUUAGCUUAGCUAGUGUGCAUCGAUCGAUCAAGAUGUCUGACAAGGUUACGAGUUCUUCGCACCUCGAGCACAAGGUCGCCAUGGCCAAGCAGAGCUCCCAUGAGGCGGCCAUUGCCGGGCUGAAAGCAGCAGCCGUCACUGCCGUCUGCACCGCCAUCCCCACCUUUGCCAGUGUUCGGCUGUCCAAAUGGGCGAGGGCCAGCCUGGGCAACCCAGUCGCCAAGACAGUCAUCAUCACCUACGCUGCUGGCAUGGCCUACUUCAUCGCCGGGGAGAAGAAGGUGGUGGAGCUGUCCAGGAAGAACACCCAGCACCUUAACUAAGUCUGUGUAAUUGAGGUGUUGGGUGUUAAUUAAUAAGGGUUAUGAAUGAGCAUGAGCCUUCAUGGAUAUCGAUCUUGUUAAUGAAUCAAGUGGCUAACUAUAGCUGGCUACUGAACAUGAUUAUGAUUGUGUGUGUUUCUUUUCUGGACAUGAUUAUGCAUUUGAGUCUGUAUUAAUGCUAGCAGAUACUAAU